AUGGCGUUGGGGACACAAGGGGCCGAGGAGCUCGAGGUGCUGGAGUGCGAUGCUGCCGAGCCAACUGUAUGGCCUGCUCACCGGCGUCUUUGGCGGACAGUACGGACGCGAGUUGCAGACAUUAACGAGUGCGAGGAGGAUCCUAACAAGUACCCUUGCUCUGUUCCUGGAACCUGCACCAACACUCCCGGAAGCUUCAUCUGUUCUUGCCCCGACAAGACGACAGGCAACGCUUACAAUGGCACAUGCGAGGCAAAGAAAUCUCAGCUCGGAGUGCGCGUCGCAGUUGGCGUUAGCGCAGGCUUGGUCAUGCUAGUGGUCACCAUGUCCUGCGUCUACAUGAUCCGCCAGAAGCGGAGCCUCGCCGCCGUGAAGCAGAGGAGCUGGAGGAGGCGACCGGCUGGUUUCGACGAGCGCAACGUGCUGGGCAAGGGAGGCAGCGGCACCGUCUACAAGGGGUCUCUCAGGGACGGCAGGGCCGUGGCAAUCAAGAAGUGCAAGCUGGUGAGCGAGAGGCAGGAGAAGGAGUUCGGGAAGGAGAUGCUCAUCCUGUCCCAGGUCAACCACCGGUACGUCGUCAGGCUCCACGGCUGCUGCCUCGAGGUGGAGGUCCCCAUGCUCGUCUACGAGUUCGUCCCCAACGGCACGCUCUACCACCUCAUCCAUGGCGACCGCCGCCACGGCGGCUCACGCGUCUCCUUCGCGACGCGCCUCAAGAUCGCGCACGAGGCCGCCGAGGCGCUCGCCUACCUCCACUCCUGGGCCUCGCCGCCGAUCAUCCACGGCGACGUCAAGUCGCCCAACAUACUCAUCGACGAGAGCUACGCCGCCAAGGUGUCCGACUUCGGGGCCUCGACUCUGGCGCCCACGGACGAGGCGCAGUUCGUCACGUUCGUGCAGGGCACCUACGGCUACCUGGACCCGGAGUACAUGCAGACCUCCAAGCUGACGAGCAAGAGCGACGUGUACAGCUUCGGCGUCGUGCUCCUGGAGCUGCUCACGUGCAGGAAGGCCAUGAACCUCCAGUCGCUCGACGACGAGGAGAUCAACCUCUCGGCGCAAUUCCUCCACGCCAUGGGUGAGAAGAGGCUCGAUGAGAUACUGGACGAACAGAUAAAAGGCGAGCAGAGCAUGGAGCUGAUCGAGCAGGUGGCGGAGCUGGCGAAGCGGUGCCUGGAGAUGGCGAGCGAGAAGAGGCCCUCCAUGCGGGAGGUUGCGGAAGAGCUCGACAGGGUUAGGAAGCUGUCGCAGCAUCCCUGGGGCAGCCAAGAAGAGACUUGUGAUGAGGAGGAGCUCAAGGCCUUGCUUGUCGGAUCACCAGGGACAGGGACGUCCUCUGAAAUAGAACCUAGUAUUAGUACUAAUGCGUAUGUUAGCAUGACAGAUUCAGCCUAUUUAGGGAUUCGAUCUCCACGAUGA
Molecule: messenger RNA, 1419 nt
Organism: Miscanthus lutarioriparius
Lineage: Eukaryota; Viridiplantae; Streptophyta; Magnoliopsida; Poales; Poaceae
Source: the annotation of a GenBank genome assembly